AUGGAUCCAAGGCUCUACAAAUCUGCAAAAUCAGGCGAUGUUUGCUUCCUUAAACAACUUCUUAACGAUGAUCCAAUGCUACUAUAUCAACUUACACCCCGAGAAAACACUGCCCUCCAUAUCGCCGUGCAAUUUGGACACAACAAUGUUACAGAUGAGAUUUAUAGCAGAUGCAGGUCCCUUCUCACAGAUGGAGAUACUCCUUUACAUGUCGCUGCAAGGGUUGGCCGCUUCUCGAUUGUCACUUAUCUGGUAAGAGAAACCAUGUCCAUGUCACAAGUAGAGUUCAGGAACGUCAGCAGCAGCAGCAUGUUUGACACUCUGGGAGUCAGAAAUAGGGGGAACGACAAGGUUUUACACGAAGCUGUGAGGAAUGGUCACAACAAGGUGGCUGAGUUUCUACUUAAGAUUGACCCCAAAUUGGCCUGUUUUGAAAAUGAGGCAGGUGAGUCUCCAUUGUACCUGGCUGCAAGAGCGGGAUUGUUAGAUAUUCUGAAUCAAAUUUUACAAUCAUGUCCUUCAUCAGCUCAUGGUGGUUCGGAUGGCCAAACAGCUCUGCAUGCUGCUGUGGUUGAGAGGCAUUUUGGUAGGUCAUACUUUAGCACAGUUAUAUAUAUGUUUGAGCUAUGGUUUAAUUAUGCAGUUGCCCUUAGCAACUACAAUUAUAUCAAUUUCCUUGCAAAUUCUAUAUUGGGCUUUCACUACAGAGAGACACCUCUGGCUGUUGAAUUUGCAUAAAUAAUUAAGAGUCUAGCUAGUUCCUCUUUAAUUUA
This is a messenger RNA of Prunus dulcis (almond), 773 nucleotides long. RefSeq names its product ankyrin repeat domain-containing protein 6-like. The record is from RefSeq and is a predicted model, not a curated record. NCBI's taxonomy places the organism in Eukaryota, Viridiplantae, Streptophyta, Magnoliopsida, Rosales, Rosaceae. Gene Ontology annotation, molecular function: protein binding.